UAUUCUCUCUGUUUUCGUCCUUCUUCUCCUUCUUUCUCUCUCUCUAUACAUUCUAUCAAACACCUUACAGGCGAUAUUGUAGAGAGGGAGUAAACAAUUAUGGGUUGUGGGAAAUCGAAACAUCAAGAUGUCGCCAUUGGAAAUGCGAUUUCCAAAAGCAAGAGUGCCAAAUCGGCAGUUAUUUCCAAUAAUAAUAAUAUUAAGAAGAAUGUUGAUUUAACGACGGGAAACGCUGCCGGAAAGUCUCCGGUCGAGGCUGUUGUUCCCAACAGCCCAACGGAUCAGUCUCCUGUUAAACCGGUGGCGGUUUCCGGCCGUAUAAUGGAGAAGUCUCCUUUCCAAGGUAUCAUUUCCGACGACAUCCCAACUCAAAAAACAUCUCCGGUCGUGGAGGUUCUUGUUCCAAAUGCCAAGCCUGAAGAAUCUCUAGUGGAGGCUGUAGAGUCUCCGGUGGUGGUGGAGGAGACUGUUGUUGUUUCAGAUACCAAACCAGAGGAGUCUUCUCCGGUGGUGGUUGAGGAGGCUGUUGUUGUUUCAGAUACCAAACCAGAGGAGUCUCCUGUGGUGGUUGAUGAGGCAGUUGUUGUUUCAGAUACCCAACUGGAGGAAUCUUCUCCAGUGGUGGUGGAGGAGGCAGUGGUUUCAGAUACCCAACCGGAGGAAUCUUCUCCGGUGGUGGUGGAGGAGGCUGUGGUUUCAGAUACCACACCGGAGGAAUCUUCUCCGGUGGUGGUGGAGGAGGCUGUGGUUUCAGAUACCCAACCGGAGGAAUCUUCUCCGGUGGUGGUGGAGGAGACCGCGGUUUCAGAAACCAAAUCAGAGGAUGUAAAUGAGAAUUCUUCAGUGGUUUCAGACACCACAAAUGAAACACCAGUGGUUAUCACCGGUGAGGAUGAAAUCUUGGAGAAGAUAGUGGAGGAGGAGGAGACUCUUUCCGAUAAUACACAAACCAAAAAAGAUAAUGAAGAAGAAGAAGUAGAAGGAGAGAAUAUUAAUAUUGUGAAAACUGAUGAGAAUGAAUUAACAGUAGCUGCAACAGAAGAAGAGAUGCCAAUGAAUAUAUCAUCAGAAGAUGAUGCAAAUCACAAAUUAGUUGAGAAGAAGGAAACUAAGGAAGAAGAAACAAAUUAAAAGUGAAGUUUACAAGGCAAUGAAGACAACCACAACUUACAAGGUCCUUCUCAUGCAUGCAUAUGGAGCAAUAUAUAAUAUUUGUGUUAUUUAGGUUGUAAUAUUCAUUCAUUUCUUUUUGUGCCAGCUAAACAAAAUGAAUAAAUAAAUAAAUA
Molecule: messenger RNA, 1286 nt
Organism: Impatiens glandulifera
Lineage: Eukaryota; Viridiplantae; Streptophyta; Magnoliopsida; Ericales; Balsaminaceae
Product: probable serine/threonine-protein kinase kinX
Exons: 4
Coding region: 100-1131 (343 amino acids)
Source: RefSeq, a predicted model, not a curated record